Cavenderia fasciculata is the source of this 366-nucleotide messenger RNA. RefSeq lists its product as uncharacterized. Lineage: Eukaryota; Evosea; Eumycetozoa; Acytosteliales; Cavenderiaceae. The record is from RefSeq and is a predicted model, not a curated record. Bases 1 to 366 code for a protein of 121 amino acids. The transcript has 3 exons.
AUGGUUACUCAAACUCCAACUGGUUUCAUUGUCCUCCCCAAUGUUGCAGCAGUUGAAGAUGUAUUAUUCAAUUCUCCAUCAGAUCAAACGAUUGUAUUCUAUUUUACUGAACCAAUUUGUCCAGGAUGUGAUACCAUUCAUAAUCGACUCUGCCAAUGGACUACUUUGUUUCCAACUGUCAAGUUUUAUCAAAUCAAGACUGAGAUCCCAGGUAUUACUACUCACCAAUCUACCGAUAUUUAUUAUCCACUUCCUUGUAUCAAGACUUUUAAGGAUUAUCCAAGCUUUUAUAAUCGCAUUACCAAAAGAAAUGGUGUUAAUACAGGUUUAUAUGAAUCUGAUAUCAACUAUGCCUUAUCUUUGUAA